AUGUUGCCGAAUGCAGGACUUGGACGCGGCCCGAAACGCGAUCUACAGUUUGAACUUGGACCAUUGCUACCUACGACAACUGUCUUCCUCUCGGCGGCUCUACAGCACGAUACCCAUACGGAAAAUACUUGCAUGUUUUCAUUUAACUCUAUAAUCUCUUGCGCAGCAGAAUGGCUUACUGAGGUACAACACCUGGGGUGCUUACUUGAUUCUCUAAUCCCUUCGCCACUUGCCAAGGACCCAUGCCCAGCUGUCUCUUCUCGGGCAUUUCCUUUACUCGAAGAGCUCAGAAAUAUUCUGGUCUCUUCACCAGAACAGCUCAUCGAGACCCCCUCAGAAGUACUGGAUAUUUUGGAUUUGAUACUUUCGACCGUUGGCGCCCUCAGAACUCUCUCGUGCGCGUCGAAGAAUAAUGUUACGCAGUCAACAAUAGCGUUUUUGUCUCUUCUGAUACGCUCUCUGGCUUUUGUCUGUUAUGACAAAUCAUAUACAUUGCAAGAAGCUGCUUUCGUUCGACCACGGUUAUCGCACGUGCGAAGUUUUAUGGAGGACGGACGUGCUUCACUGUUAGUGUCUCAUGUCGCCGAAGAUAUUCAACGACCGAAGCCGGCCGUAGACGAUGAAGCUUCGGGGCGCCUGCCUAUCGGGACCGCGGAACGAUCAAGCAAACCAUCACAGGAAGAAUGCGACUCGGAAACUUCCUACGACGACGAAUCAUUCUCCGACAGUGACACCAGCUAUGAACGCACGGAGGCUUCAACGGAUCCGACAUCUGCCCAGUCAUCCUACGUUCCCCUUGAUGCCCACGUUCUCGCUUCUUGGCGACACCCGAAUUCUGUUGUUCUCCCGUAUCUUUGUGUCACCGAUGAGGAUGAAAUUUUCAGCCUAAUGAGCGGUGUUGUUUAUCAGCGAUCUACUUGGGGAAUUUCCGAGCCUGUUAUUGGAAUUAUCCUGUCAAAAACAGGGUUCGUGGGCCGAGUGGUGCUCGGUUGGCUUGAUAAAGUAUGCGCGGACCAUGAUGUUCUACCCGCAGUUCGUUUUGCGCACGCAGAUGGGACGCGUAUAGACUCCUCGUUAAGAGUGUACGACCUUACCGACCCCGUCAGUGCUCUCAAAUUUGCACAAUUUAGCAUCAGCCUUCGGGUGCAUGUUGAGGGAAUCGUUGCCCAAUGCGGAACUCCGACAUUCAACCAAGUUUCGUGGAGAUCAGAUACUAUCAAUGAUGACAGUUCCGGCGCCAAAGAACAAUGGGAAGAAAGGAUCUUUAGCUGGCUAAAUACCGUUGAAAGAUGCAAUGCGGACCACAGAGGACCUUUCAAUCUUUCUACAGCUGAAUACUCCCAACAGCGCGAGAAGCGAUUGCCCUCUAAGACAAGGUCCUCACCCUGUCCCAGGCGCCCUACGUCUGUGGAUAGCGAACUCGAUCUCCCCUCAGGGACGCCUGCUCCAUUUUUACCUGACGUCAGUCUGACAUAUCCCCCCGAACCUUCCCUUAAAGGUACAGGUUCGAAGAUCCCGUCAGAUACAGCGCUCGCUCAGUCAGAGGAACGUAGAAGACCAGAAGCAAAGACUGAUGAUGGGUCCAAUAAGGAAAACACUGGUAUGCGAUUGAAGAGCGCGGACGCAUCGUCUUGUUUGGCGCUGGGUGCAAAGUCCUUAGCUGGCAUAUCCCCUACCGCAAAGUUGUCCUUCUCGAGUUAUGGACAUGAUUGGAAAAUCAUCGGUUUGGUGAACGUACAGAUCAAGAUUUAUGCCUCGGUGUAUUCCGGAUGUUGGAGUUAACGAGGUAGGAGCGUGAACAUGGUGAACGAGGAAAAAGUUUUCGGAAGAGAACGGAUGCUAGGAUAAGACGUCGUAACAUUACUACAUAGGUAAUAAGUAAAUACGGUCAAGG
Messenger RNA from Guyanagaster necrorhizus, 1894 nucleotides. RefSeq lists its product as uncharacterized. The transcript has 7 exons. The record is from RefSeq and is a predicted model, not a curated record. Bases 1 to 1782 code for a protein of 593 amino acids. NCBI's taxonomy places the organism in Eukaryota, Fungi, Basidiomycota, Agaricomycetes, Agaricales, Physalacriaceae.